Macrosiphum euphorbiae (potato aphid) is the source of this 369-nucleotide messenger RNA. Lineage: Eukaryota; Metazoa; Arthropoda; Insecta; Hemiptera; Aphididae. The record is from the annotation of a GenBank genome assembly.
AUGAGCCCGAAACAGUGUGAUCACAAUCCGACCUCGGCAACCGAAAACGAUUUGACGGCCAUGAGUGAUGUCGGCGGUGGCCCGAUGGAGAUGAUGCUGUUCACCGUUAAUCAGAUGUUCGAGCAUGCCGUGUUGGUAAAUGAGCUGGAAUCAAUAGCCAUGAUCACGUCAAUUUCUGUUUUCCGAGUCCGGCGGCUGCAGCGAAAGCUGCUCGACAGUCUCGUGGUCCUGGCCCACAUCGCACACCGUUUUCUUCUGCACGGCGAUCCGGCCGUCCGGGCAACUGCCGAACUGCUGACUACAGGCACCGCAUUCUUGAUCGGUCGCUUGUAUAACUUAACGAGGGUUGGCCCGCCAAUGGCAAAGUAA